Salvia splendens (bonfire salvia) is the source of this 3364-nucleotide messenger RNA. RefSeq names its product peroxidase 41. The transcript has a single exon. Lineage: Eukaryota; Viridiplantae; Streptophyta; Magnoliopsida; Lamiales; Lamiaceae. Gene Ontology annotation, biological process: hydrogen peroxide catabolic process; response to oxidative stress. The record is from RefSeq and is a predicted model, not a curated record. Bases 2201 to 3211 code for a protein of 336 amino acids. Gene Ontology annotation, molecular function: peroxidase activity; heme binding.
CAUAUGAUACAUAAGGACUGAAUUACAAAAGUAAUGGUAAGUAUUAUGUAAUGCACUUUUUCUACUUUUUUUAUUUGCGUCUGAAAAUUUUCCGCAACCACAAAUAUCCGUUACCGAGAAAAAGAGGAAUAUUAUAUCACAAAUCUCAGACAAAUCCCAAUAGAAACGUUUCAGCCUAUAUGCAUACACACCACUUUCAAUCAGUUCUACCAAUUCCACGUUCACCACUUCCAAUCAACUCUUUUUAUUUCACCAAAUUCAAGCUUCCAACCGAGAGUAAGAAGAGAGGAGAGUCCCAACGAGAUGGAAGGGAUAAUGAAUUAGAGAAGAGCAGCGGUGGAGCAAGCGUUAUGGCGCAAGGGAUGGAGAGUAACGGCGGUUUAGAACCGCGACUUCGAUGCCGUAGCGUGACGGGCCGAACAGAGGUGGACAGCAGCUAUGAUGCUGGAGAAUUACACCGAGGCAGUGGCAGCAGCGGCGCGAGAAAGGCAUCGAUGGAGACUCGCCGCGAUCCAGAUCUGAACGGCGGUGGGUAAAACCGCGAAAACUAACGACGAUGCAGUUUCGGCAGACUGAGCGACCGGGCGGCAGUGACGUCCAUUUGCGACGGCGAGCCGGGACAGCGGUGGCCGCGAACAGAGGCUGGCCAUGGCGGCGGCUAUCGGCUCAGACGGAGGGAAGGCGGCGCUGCGAUGAAGGUAGCAGGCGAGUGAUAGGGCUGUCACAAUUUAAAGUUUAGAUGUGUGAAUUUUGAACGUGAGAUAAAGAAGUGAAAUGGGGAGGAAGAUGGAGAUUGUAGGAGCUAUGAAUUGUGACUUGUGAGAAAGGGUGGUUGAUUUGGGGGUGUUGACCGUGAGGUUGGAAAAGUAGAAAGACAGUUUUGGGCCAGGUGAAUUUUCUUUGGGAAUUUUGAGUAUAUUUUAGUGGUUGGGCCUUAGUUAAUUAUUUGAUGGUUGAUCCAACAAUGGAAAUAAAUAGAAAGAGGAGAAGAAAUGGGCUAGAUUUGUUUGCACUAAAUGGAUCGAUGGAAAUAGAGGAGUUGGGCUCAGAAGUCAAACAAGUGUUUGGGUGGAUUAAAGUGGGAAAGUGUGAAGAUAAUGAUCGAUGUCUCGGGCGGCCUUGAAAAUAAAUGAAAGAGAAGAGAAGCAUGGAGUCAAAGAAGAUUUCUCCGCGUACAAAAUUGAAGUCAAAGUAAGGAACUGAAAUUCAGAAAAUUAAACGAAUGAGGUGAGCUUUCUUUUUAAAUAAGGACUAUGAGAUGUGAAAAAUGAUGUUGUGAAUAUUUGUCAAGCCGUGUUUUGUUUUCUAUGGAACCUAUCUGAUGUGGCUUUUGCCAUAUAUGGAUAAUCAAAUUCGGGUUUGACUAGGGAGUGAGUCCCUACUCAGGCUAGUGUACACCUACGGGAGAUCGUGCGCUAUUUCUUCGAGUUGACCGGUCUAGUGACUUGGAAUGCGACCGCAUUACUUAUCAUCAAUGGUUCAGAUAUGAUAGACAUCUAUGGGAAAAUGACUUAUCAGUCGAAUUUUACGAUAAAAAUUAUUUUAGUGUCUCGUGUCUUUUCAAAGUUAAAACGCCGAGAUCACUCAAUGGUGGCAUGAUAAAUACUUUUUGAAAAUUUUUUCAGCAAGAGUCCGCUGAAUGCAUCAAGUAUUCAGCCCUGCAUAUGUUUUUAAAAUGUGCAGGUUGAAUUGUGACGAGUGCAAUGGGUGUUGAGCAUAAAAGUGAAGAAGAUAGUAAAUAAAAGAUUUCGAAUAUAUUAUGUCUUCAUAAUGCUACCGCUAAAUAUUAGUAGUAUUUCUUUUUGAGUAGUUGAUUGUUGAGAUAAUACUCUGAUUUUAUUCGAACUAUUCCCAUUUAUUUCGAGCUAUGUUCAUGUUGUAUUGUUUUUAACCUUUCUUCCCCACUUCUUUAAUCCUCCCCAGUCAGAUCAACAUAUUAAUACUAAUAAAACUCAUACGAGUAUAUUUUUGAAAGAUCAGAUAAAAGUAACGUAUUUAUAUAAUGAAAAGAAGAGUUUUUUUUUGUCAAUUUCGAAAAGUAGGGAGGAGUUAUCGUCCACACAGAUGAGGGAAGGAAGUAAUUAAAGAUAGGAGCGAGUGAAAAUCGCAAUGCCAGUAACUGAAAAUAGUAAGUAAAUGGAUGCUUAAAAGCAAAGGGAGGUGCGUCUAGCCUCGUCCUCCACCACCUAGCCAAUAAACAAUGUCAUCGUCACUCCUUCCUCUUCCUCUUCUUCUUCUUGUCCUCCUCCUGAGCACGGUGCAAUCGGAAAAGCAAUCGAAGCUGAAAACCGAUUACUACAAAAAGAGCUGCCCCAACUUCGGUAAGAUCAUCCAAGAAGUGAUCACCGACAAGCAGCUCGCCGUCCCCACAACCGCAGCCGGCGCCCUCCGCCUCUUCUUCCACGACUGCGUGGUGGGCGGCUGCGACGCCUCCCUCCUCCUCGGCUCCAGCCCCAUCUCCCCCGCCUCCGAGCGCGACCACGAAAUCAACCACUCCCUCCCUGGCGACGCUUUCGACGUAGUCAUCCGCGCCAAGACCCGCCUCGAGCUGGAGUGCCCGGGGGUCGUCUCCUGCUCGGACGUCCUGGCCGAGGCCACCCGCGACCUCAUCACCAUGGUCGGGGGACCCUUCUACCCGGUCCCCCUCGGCCGCCUCGACAGCCACGAGCCCCACGCCUCCAAAAUCGAGGGCCACAUCGCCACCCCAAACAUGUCCCUCACCAAAAUCAUCGACAUGUUCUCCGCCAAAGGCUUCUCCGUACAGGAGAUGGUCGCGCUCUCCGGGGCCCACACCGUCGGCUUCUCCCACUGCUCCGAGUUCGCCAACCGCAUCUUCAACUUCAGCGCCACGGAGGACCACGACCCCACCAUGAACCCGGACUACGUCGACGGCCUCCGCAAGCUCUGCGUCAACUACAAGACGGAUCCCACCAUGGCGGCCUUCAACGACCCCAUGUCGCCAGGGAAGUUCGACAACACCUACUUUGUCAACCUCCAGAACGGCCUGGGCCUGCUCGCUAGUGAUCAGAUCUUGGCGUUGGAUCCACGGACCAAGCCGUUCGUCGACUCCUACGCCAAGGAUCAGACCAAAUUCUUCCAGGAUUUCGCCAAGGCGAUGGAGAAGGUGGGAAAUCUGGAUAUCAAGACUGGGGAUAAGGGAGAGGUGCGGAAGAGAUGCGACACUCCAAAUACUACCAAAUUUCAUUCAUAAACAUUCCUUUUAUCUAUAAAUUCAUUCAUUUCUGUGUUUGUGUUUCAUAUACAUAUACUUGGAAGAAGAAGAAGAAGAAGAAGAAAAAAAAAGGGUGGUAAAACAAGAAUGAUUGUUUGAUGUAAAUCAGAAUAAUCUAUUUCAUUUGCUUUC